Penicillium chermesinum is the source of this 1608-nucleotide messenger RNA. RefSeq names its product sugar porter family MFS transporter. Gene Ontology annotation, biological process: transmembrane transport; carbohydrate transport. The record is from RefSeq and is a predicted model, not a curated record. NCBI's taxonomy places the organism in Eukaryota, Fungi, Ascomycota, Eurotiomycetes, Eurotiales, Aspergillaceae. The transcript is spliced from 3 exons. Gene Ontology annotation, cellular component: membrane. Gene Ontology annotation, molecular function: carbohydrate:proton symporter activity. Bases 1 to 1608 code for a protein of 535 amino acids.
AUGGGUGUAUUAGCUAUUGUUGAGGACCGCCCAACACCACCCUCCGUCUACAAUUGGCGAGUCUACGUCCUCGCCUUGGUAGCGUCAUGCGGUUCCAAUAUGAUCGGUUAUACUAGUGCCUUCAUCGGUACAACUGUCACCCUCUCUUCAUUUAGAAAGGAGUUUGGUAUUGACAAGUUGAGCAAGGCGGGUCAAAAUCUCAUUAGCGAGAACAUCGUGUCGCUGUUCAUCGCCGGCGCUUUCUUCGGUGCCCUUCUCACAUACGGCCUCAGCCACUGGAUUGGCCGCCGGUGGUGCUUGGCUAUCGCUUCUUCCGUAUUCAUCAUUGGUUCUGCUCUGCAGGUUGGUGCGACUAGUAGCACUGGCCUCGGCAUCCUAUACGCUGGUCGUGUCCUGACCGGGCUGGGUACCGGUGUUGCCUCUAACAUUGUCCCUAUCUAUUUGUCUGAACUGGCACCGCCAGCUAUCCGUGGACGUUUGGUCGGACUUUACGAACUUGGAUGGCAAAUUGGUGGUAUGCUGGGAUUCUGGAUCAACUAUGGUGUUAAGCAGCAUAUGGCAGCUAACCAUGAGCAAUGGGUCAUUCCUUUCGCCAUCCAGAUCAUUCCCUCUGGCAUGCUUCUUGCCGGUACCCUUUGGAUCCGGGAAUCCCCUCGUUGGCUGCUCAUGAAGGACCGCCGAGCCCAAGCCAUGGAGAACCUAUGUUGGAUCCGUCAGCUGGAUGCCACCGACAUAUACAUAACCGAAGAGGUUGCCGCCAUUGACGCAGCCCACGAAGCUAUGCAAGCUGCUGUCGGGUUCGGAUUCUGGAAGCCCUUCCAGGCCAUUUCCAAACGGCCGAACCUGAUGUGGCGUCUGUUCUUGGGAUGCAUGCUCUUCUUCUGGCAGAACGGGUCUGGUAUCAAUGCCAUCAACUACUACUCUCCCACUAUCUUCAGCAGUCUCGGCGUCGAUUCCAACACUGUCGAUAUCAUGACCGGGAUCUUCGGAGUCGUCAAGGCCAUCAUGACCAUCGUCUGGUUGCUCUUCCUCGUCGACCAGCUCGGUCGCCGUAACCUGCUCCUUGCCGGUGCCAUUACCGGCUCCAUCUGCAUGUGGGUUAUCGGCGCAUAUGUGUACAUCGUCGAGCCAACAAAGCACCACUUCGAAAGCCUGACCGGCAGCGGGAUCGCGGCCAUCUUCUUCUUCUACCUCUGGACCGCCGUCUACACCCCCACCUGGAACGGAACCCCCUGGGUCAUCAACUCGGAGUUCUUCGACCCGAACUUCCGGUCGCUGGCGCAGGCCUGCACGACUGCCAGUAACUGGCUCUUCAACUUCCUCAUCUCCCGUUUCACCGAGCAGAUGUUCGCUGCUAUGGGCUACGGCGUGUACAUGUUCUUCGCGUCAUUGUCCUUCCUCGCUUUCUUCUUUGCCUUCUUCCUGAUCCCCGAGACCAGCGGUAUUCCUCUCGAGAAGGUCGACCGACUCUUCGAGGAGUCGCCUGUGUGGAAGGCUAACAAGAAGCUGAAAGAGAAGCUCAAGGAAGAGGAGGAGCAGUUCCGGUACGAUGUUAAGGAUAAUGCUGUCCAUCAGGAGACUGUGGAGCAGAAGCUUGAAUAUGUCUAG